CUCAAAUUUUUUCCCUUUCUUUCUUUGGCAUAUUUUUCAACUUUAAAGAAUGGCCACCGAGGAAUCGCUCGCAAAGGCUGUAGAGAAAACUAAGCUCUCGGACGACGUUGCUGUGGAAGAGCAACCACAAGAACCGAAUGGCGCCAACGGCGCCUCUGGUGCUUCUUCUGCUGCUAAGAAGAAAAAGAAGAACAAGAAGAAGAAAGCUUCUGGCGCUGCCAAUGGCAAUGAAGCUACGAAUGAUACCGAAAACAACAAUGCUGAAGAUGCUGAAGACGAGAACAACGACGAGAAUGAGGACGUUGAAGCAGCAGUAGCAGCAGGUGGUGAAGGAGCUUCUGAAGGAGCCGCCAAGAAAAAGAAGAAGAAGAAAAACAAGAAGAAGUCCCCUAAAACACAAACUGAACCUCCCACUGUACCUGUCGCCAAGCUGUUCACGAGCAACGUCUUCCCAGUGGGCGAGGAGCACGAAUACCGAGACGACAAUACAUGGCGCACAACGAAUGAAGAAAAGCGAGCUGCUGAAAGACUCGCCAACGAUGAUUAUAAUGACAUGCGCAAGGCUGCAGAAGUGCAUCGUCAGGUGCGUUCGUAUGCUCGUAAAGCUAUCAAGCCCGGUAUGAGCAUGAUUGACAUUUGUGAGACUAUUGAAAACGGUACUCGCAAUCUGGUCGAAGAAAACGGACUCCAGGCUGGUAUUGGUUUCCCCACCGGUUGUUCACUCAACCACUGUGCUGCCCAUUACACGCCAAAUGCCGGUGACAAGACUGUCUUGAGCUAUGACGAUGUCAUGAAGAUCGAUUUUGGUGUCCAUGUCAAUGGUCGUAUCAUUGAUUCCGCUUUCACGAUGCAUUUCAAUCCCAAGUACGACAGAUUGAUUGAAGCUGCCAAGGAAGCUACAUAUGCCGGUGUUAAGGAAGCUGGUAUCGAUGUUCGCUUGUGUGAUAUCGGUGCUGCUGUCCACGAAGUCUACGACUCGUACGAAAUCGAGUUGGAUGGCAAGACCCAUGAUAUCAAGCCUAUUCGCAACUUGAAUGGUCACACCAUUGAACCCUACCGUAUACAUGCGGGUAAAUCCGUCCCCAUCGUGAGAAACUCUGGUGAUGAAACUAAGCUUGAGGAAGGUGAGCAAGUUGCUAUUGAGACAUUCUGUUCGACUGGUCGAGGUUAUGUAAUUGAGGACGGUGAAUGCUCGCAUUACGCCAAAACAUAUGAUGCCGCCCAUGUCCCAAUCAGAGUUCCCCGUGCCAAGUCUUUGCUCGCUAGCAUCAACAAGCAUUUCGGCACUUUGCCUUUCUGUCGACGUUACCUCGAUCGCGUAGGCGAAGAAAAAUAUCUAUUGGGUCUGCGAAACCUGGUUUCUUCCGGUGUUGUUACUGCUUAUCCACCUUUGUGUGAUACAAGAGGUAGUUACACAGCCCAGCUUGAGCACACAAUUCUGCUGAAACCGACAUGCAAAGAGAUUUUGUCUAAGGGUGACGAUUAUUAGUUGGAAAAUAAAGUUGUUGAAUGACGAGAGUAGAAA
Messenger RNA from Zychaea mexicana, 1525 nucleotides. RefSeq names its product peptidase M24, structural domain-containing protein. Lineage: Eukaryota; Fungi; Mucoromycota; Mucoromycetes; Mucorales; Lichtheimiaceae. Gene Ontology annotation, molecular function: metalloaminopeptidase activity. Bases 50 to 1489 code for a protein of 479 amino acids. Gene Ontology annotation, biological process: proteolysis. The transcript is spliced from 10 exons. The record is from RefSeq and is a predicted model, not a curated record.